GGCAAGAGGCCAAGGACAGAGCAAAAGGAAAGGUGGAGAAUUCAAGAGGGAUCUUUUUUAACUUCUGCUUGAAUCUCACGAAGUGGGAGGGGAAACAAACUAAUUAGUAAUAUCAGGACAGGAGCCUUGCUCGCCUAUAUAAGCUGGCAGGGCAUUUUCUUUUUCCCGCACUCUCUUAGCCCUGCUUUCCCUCUGUCCCAGCCAGCAAAGCAACAGCUACCCCUGAACUCCUCGGAGAGGGUUAAAACACCAACAUGGAGAACAGCGAUGUCAAGAUAGAAACCAAGGGGGAAAGAAAGACAAUAAAGCAGAACACACUGAGCAAAUCUGGGAAGAGAGUCUGCAGAGCUGUCGGGUACAUCACUGGAAACAUGAAGGAAUUUGGAGCCUGGCUAAAAGAUAAACCUCUCAUGAUCCAGUUUAUUGACUGGGUGCUGCGUGGGAUAUCCCAGGUGAUGUUUAUCAACAAUCCCCUCAGUGGGCUUAUCAUAGUUGCUGGCUUCCUGGUGCAGAACCCAUGGAGGACACUCACAGGCUGUUUAGGAACAGUUGUCUCAACUUUAACGGCACUUAUUCUGGGUCAGGACAGAUCAGCCAUAGCAGCAGGCUUGCAUGGCUACAAUGGAGUCUUGGUGGGAUUACUCAUGGCAGUCUUCUCUGCUAAGGGAGACUACCACUGGUGGCUUCUACUGCCAGUAGCACUGGUGUCCAUGACGUGCCCUGUUUUCACCAGUGCUUUAGGCUCAGUCUUCUGUAAGUGGGAUCUGCCUGUUUUCACCUUGCCUUUCAACUUGGCCUUGACCCUCUACCUGGCUGCAUCAGGACCACAUAACCUCUUCUUCCCUGCAACUGUCAUCCAGCCUGCAACAGCAACACCAAACAUCACCUGGACAGACGCUGAAAUGCCAAUGCUCCUGCAAUCCAUUCCAGUCGGGGUGGGACAGGUUUAUGGCUGUGAUAACCCAUGGACAGGGGGAAUUUUCCUGAUUGCUUUAUUUGUCUCUUCUCCUCUCAUUUGUCUGCAUGCGGCAAUUGGAUCAGCAGUGGGGACGCUGGCAGCACUGAGCUUAGCAACACCUUUUAGCAAAGUCUACUCUGGUUUGUGGGGCUACAACAGCUCCCUCUCAUGUGCUGCAAUCGGAGGCAUGUUCUACGCUUUCACCUGGCAGACACAUUUGCUGGCAAUUGCCUGUGCAUUCUUCAGUGCCUACCUGGGAGCAACAGUGACUAACAUGCUGUCUGUGUUUGGGGUGCCAUCAGGAACCUGGUCUUUCUGCUUGUCUGCACUGACCUUCCUGUUACUAACCACAAACAACGCUGCCAUCUACAAGCUGCCACUCUCCAAAGUCACCUAUCCAGAAGCCAACCGAGCUUACUACCUGAGGGUGAAGAAACAUCAGAGGUCUUUCUUGUGAGGUCUAAAGACCCAGAGAGACACUUUGCAGAUAUUAAGGCAAGAGUGCAAGGUGUUUCCUCAGAAAACAUUAUUUAUGUAAUAUAAAGUCAAAAUAAAAAUAAAAAUA
Molecule: messenger RNA, 1523 nt
Organism: Falco peregrinus (peregrine falcon)
Lineage: Eukaryota; Metazoa; Chordata; Aves; Falconiformes; Falconidae
Product: urea transporter 2-like
Exons: 9
Coding region: 255-1415 (386 amino acids)
Biological process (GO): urea transmembrane transport
Cellular component (GO): membrane
Molecular function (GO): urea transmembrane transporter activity
Source: RefSeq, a predicted model, not a curated record